GCGGCGGCCACUCCUCCCAGCGCAGGUAAGGGCGACUGCGCCCAGCCUCGGAAGGCGACGAUUCGUCUGACGCGGCUCUAACCUGACCUGUCAGUGCGUGGCGGGAUCCCCGGAGCGCCUCACCACGUCCCCAUCACUCCUAAGCGUAAGGAGGCUACUAAUGAUCUCUAGAGUUAGGGAAGAUAACGAAGCCACAUUCUCCAGGGAAAGGAGACUGCCUCGGAGAAGAGCUGCGAGGCCCAAGUCGCCCCACAUCUCGUGGAUUGAGCUUCCGUGCCCCUAUGUAGAGGGUCCCAAAUUCGGCCUAACUUUUUGGUUGCCGGUUUCCAUGGCUCAUUCCCAGGCCAGUCCCUCUUGGUAAAGACCAGCCAAGGGCCGGGCGUGGUGGCGCACGCCUUUAAUCCCAGCACUCGGGAGGCAGAGGCAGGUGGAUUUCUGAGUUCGAGGCCAGCCUGGUCUACAAAGUGAGCUCCAGGACAGCCAGGGCUAUACAGAGAAAACCCGUCUCGAAAAACCAAAAAAAAAAAAAAAAAAAGACCAGCCAAGGGGUUCCCUUAACCCUGUCUUUCAAGGGUUGUGUAUUUCAAAGCGUGAGCCCUUCCCUCAUGACUGAGCUAGAUGGGGUGCCGAAUUCAGACAGACCAUUCUGGGGAUCCCAUCCUCUGGGGCCCGCUGCCUCUGUGGACUCUGCUGUGCAUGCAGUCAGGCACAGAUGGCGAGAUGCUAGACACUCUAGACUGGGAGCCCUGAGAGUUUCUUCUAAACAGACCAAGGAACCCGGAAAGACAUGCCAGGAAAGACAGCAUGAUGAGACUUAUUCUGAAAUCCGGUCCUUUUCAUGGUUAAUUUCUAAUGUUUGUGUAAGACAGAAGAAAAGGAUGUCAUUCCGUAAAGUGAACAUCAUCAUCUGGGUCCUGGCUGUUGUUCUCUUCUUACUGGUUUUGCACCAUAACUUCCUCAGCUUGAGCAGUUUGUUAAAGAAUGACAUUUCAGAUUCGGGAAUUGUGGGGCUUCAGCCCAUAGACUUUGUCGCCAGUGCUCAUCAGCAUCCAGUGAGUGAGAGGCAAGAGGAGAUUCCCGUGGUUAUUGCUGCCUCUGAAGACAGGCUGGGUGGGACCAUUGCAGCCAUAAACAGCGUUCAUCAAAACACGCGCUCCAAUGUGAUGUUUUACAUUGUUACAUUCAACAGCACAGCAGACCAUCUCCGGUCCUGGCUUAACAGUGGUUCCUUGAAAAGCAUCAGGUACAAAAUUGUAAAUUUUGACACUAAACUUUUGGAAGGGAAAGUAAAGCAGGAUCCUGACCAGGGGGAGUCCAUGAAACCAUUAACCUUUGCAAGGUUCUACUUGCCAAUUCUGGUUCCCAGUGCAAAGAAAGCCAUAUACAUGGAUGAUGAUGUCAUUGUACAAGGUGACAUACUUGCCUUGUACAAUACACCACUGAAGCCAGGACAUGCUGCUGCGUUUUCAGAAGAUUGUGACUCAGCCUCCACUAAAGUCAUCAUCCGGGGAGCAGGGAACCAGUACAAUUACAUUGGUUAUCUUGACUAUAAAAAGGAAAGAAUUCGUAAACUUUCCAUGAAAGCCAGCACCUGUUCCUUUAAUCCUGGAGUUUUUGUUGCAAACUUGACUGAAUGGAAAAGACAGAAUGUAACUAACCAGUUGGAAAAAUGGAUGAAGCUCAAUGUAGAAGAGGGAUUAUACAGCAGAACUCUGGCAGGCAGCAUCACCACACCUCCUCUGCUUAUCGUAUUUUAUCAGCAGCAUUCCACCAUUGACCCUAUGUGGAAUGUCCGCCAUCUUGGUUCCAGUGCUGGAAAACGGUACUCACCCCAGUUUGUAAAAGCUGCCAAGUUACUUCACUGGAAUGGUCACUUCAAGCCUUGGGGAAGAACUGCUUCAUAUGCUGAUGUUUGGGAAAAGUGGUAUAUUCCAGACCCAACAGGAAAAUUCAGUUUAAUCCGAAGACAUAUGGAUACCUCAAACAUAAAGUGAACUACAAUUUAAGCUAAUUGCGUCACUCAGGAAACUCUGGAAGACACACUAUGUGGGAAGGUAACAGUUGUAGGGCUUGAGUUUCUCUAUACCAACCACAGAAAACACUUCAGCUGGGUAGAAGUCAUAGAUAUCCAGAUGACUACCACGGCUCCAUCUGCCUUACCAAAUGUUUGCUUUACUAUACUGCUGACUUGAAGGACAGAGAACUCCAGCAUUUAACUGCAUCUAGCUGCUGUAGGUAGGAACUGCUGUUUGGUUUUAGUUUUGUACCUUGUGGCCUGGUUUGUAAAUAAAAUCUACAUUUUCCAAUAGA
Messenger RNA from Mus musculus (house mouse), 2310 nucleotides. It is a transcript of the gene Glt8d1, whose product is annotated as glycosyltransferase 8 domain containing 1. The record is from RefSeq and is marked validated. Gene Ontology annotation, cellular component: Golgi membrane. The coding region runs from base 879 to 1994 and encodes 371 amino acids. The transcript has 11 exons. NCBI's taxonomy places the organism in Eukaryota, Metazoa, Chordata, Mammalia, Rodentia, Muridae. Gene Ontology annotation, molecular function: glycosyltransferase activity; UDP-glycosyltransferase activity.